This is a messenger RNA of Drosophila willistoni, 2037 nucleotides long. RefSeq names its product ubiquitin domain-containing protein 1. The record is from RefSeq and is a predicted model, not a curated record. The transcript has 5 exons. Gene Ontology annotation, molecular function: protein binding. Lineage: Eukaryota; Metazoa; Arthropoda; Insecta; Diptera; Drosophilidae. The coding region runs from base 390 to 1145 and encodes 251 amino acids.
CACAAGCUACACCGAGCGAAUGUUUUCGGUGGGGGAGGAGGUUAUAAACAAAAAAAAAAAAACACUGCGUUGCAAUUAAUUUGGUUUUUAGGGUUAUUGCAAAUCGUCUGUAAUUCAUAAAACUAAAUUAAUAACUAAUGCCACUGCAAAAGAUUCAAGGAGGAUAACGGAAGUCCGCAGCGCGGGUGUAUAGUAAUUGUAAAGGCGUAGCAGCAGCAAUAAUAAUAAGAACAACAACUGGCGCAAAGAGGCGUCGACUUUGGUGUCAUCGUGAACGUUAACAAACAAUAAUAAUAAGGUUAAUAACGGUAUUUGGACAGAAAAAGGCAGAGUCAUUCGGAACAGCAAAUGCUAAGGAGAUAAGCAUAUAGCCAGUGACCAACAACAAAAUGGGUGCUUGUGUGGGUCGCAUGAAUCCGGACAAUGAAACAAUGAGUGUCUCCUCUGUCUCUUCGCGUCCGGCCAGUGCAGGCAUUGCUUUAGGUGCCUCCCGAAAAAACCGUCAUUUAUGUCACGAAACUAUACGGUGGAGGUCAGAUGUUCCUCUAACCGAAGGGCAAUUGAAGUCCAAGCGCGAUGAGUUCUGGGACACUGCCCCGGCUUUUGAUGGACGUAAAGAGAUCUGGGAUGCAAUAAGGGCAGCUUCCCAAGCAGCUGAGGGACUAGACUUUCAAAUGGCUCAGGCUAUUAUAGAUGGAGCCAAUGUUUCUGUGCCAAAUGGAUACCUCACGGAGUGCUAUGAUGAACUGGGCACGCAAUACAAAGUGCCGAUCUAUUGCCUAUCAUAUCCCAUUAAUAUAGUAAAAGAAGAGAAUGGAAGGGAUUCGCCCGCUGAAUACUCAGAGCCAGUUGAUGGCGGUACUGAAAUAUUCCUCAAAUUGCGCAUAUCAUCGACUAUGUCGGAUGUUAAACUGCCCGUAUACUCAAAGGAUACAGUAGGACAGUGCAAAAAGAAGCUGCAGGCUGCAGAAGGAAUUGAUGCUUGUUGCCAGCGUUGGUUUUACAGUGGCAAAUUACUUGGUGAUAAGGUUCCCAUUGAUGAAUGCAACAUUCACCAGGGCUUUAUAAUUCAGGUGAUUUUUAAUGCCGAGCAUUUUAAUCAUGAUAGUAGCAUGAGUAUGAUGAAAAAGUCACAUGCAAGCUAGCGACGCAGAAAAAUUCAACUAGUCAACACUAACAAAUACACCAACAACAGUGGCAAAAGUAGCACCAUCUGUGGAAACAGCAACAAAAUCUGCAUAAAUAUUAACCAAGGUGAUGUUAGGAUGGCGAACGAGGGACUAGGCCAUAGAAUAUACUCAAUCUACUAAAGCACAACGAAGAUUCAAUACUACAAAAGCACAAACAUAAGUGUCAGCAUCAGCAGCAACAUAUGUACGCCCUCAUGAAAAAAAAUUAGCAAAUAACAAUUCAAAAUUGUUGUUUCAUCUAGUUUGUUUUAGCUGUUAUGACUGGAUAGCUUGUUGUAAUUAAGGAUUAAGAAAAAACAAACACUAGCUGAGAAAAACAAAUUCAAAACGGUUAAAGCUUAUAAAAAGAAUACCUAUAAAGUAAUGCAUAUUUACAGGCAUCUAUAUUUUUUUUAUAAUAACUAAUCGGAGCUGUCUUUAUAAAGUUUAAUUUAUAUGAUAAAUAAAAAUAACAUGCAUACAUCAGCUAAAUAAUUAAAUAUGGACGAGUCUACAUCAUUUUAUACAAUAAUAAUUAUAAAGUAUAAAUAUUGUAAAAUUUUGACUGUAGAAGAAUUUUUAGUAUAAAAAUACAAAAGAAUUCAAUUUAAAAAGAAGCAAAUUAACAUACUUUUGAUAUUGUAAAACUAUAAGAUGAAUCGCUAAACAAAGUACACGGAAAAUACAAUUAAGAGUUGUACAAAUUGUGAAAAAGACCAAAAAACAAAUGAGUAGUCAGGAAUAUGAAAAGCUUUGGGUAGACAAUAAAAGCAAUCCACAGUACUAAUGCCUGUAAAUAAAAAAUCUGAAAAAGUUAAUCGAUUUCUAUCGUUCAAUCAAUCAUUAAACAAACUUGAACAUAUUUUAA